Molecule: messenger RNA, 965 nt
Organism: Phaeodactylum tricornutum CCAP 1055/1
Lineage: Eukaryota; Bacillariophyta; Bacillariophyceae; Surirellales; Neidiaceae
Exons: 2
Coding region: 1-867 (288 amino acids)
Biological process (GO): inositol metabolic process; phosphatidylinositol phosphate biosynthetic process; signal transduction
Molecular function (GO): inositol monophosphate 1-phosphatase activity
Source: RefSeq, a predicted model, not a curated record
AUGGACGUUUUGGCGUCAUCAACGGCAUUGCCAGACCAGGAGACCUUAAGCAAGGUCCUCCAAGUGGCAGUAGAAGCAUCCAAGAAAGCCGGAGAUAUUAUUCUGGGAAAUGCAGGAGGUGCCGAAAUCACCAACCGAAAGGCUAAUAGUCGAGACCUGCUAACCCUGAUUGAUCCCCUAUGCGAAAAAACCAUCAGAGCAAUUGUAUCCGACACUUUUCCGGAUCACGACUUUUUGGGCGAAGAGGAUGUGGACCCUGGUAAACAGGCUAGCACUGCAGCCCUGGAGGCAAAACUGGAUGAUAGCGAGUGGUUGUGGAUUGUGGACCCGAUCGAUGGUACCACAAAUUUUGUUCACGGCAUGCCCUUGUGUAUGCCGUCCAUCGCGUGUGCCUAUCGCGGCCGAGUGGUAGUAGGCGUGAUUUAUGAUUGUCAUCGCGAUGAGCUGUUUACAGCAAUCAAAGGGCAGGGCGCCUUUCUCAACGGAAAACCAAUCCAGGUGGGACUCCAAACAGCUAUCGGAGACGCAAUCAUUGCCAUGGGAAGCCCACCAGCCGAAGAAAGUAUGGAGAUGAGCCUCAAGGGUGUACAAGCGCUUAUGCCCGUAUGUCGAACAAUUCGUAUGCUAGGGAGUGCAGCUCUCAUGCUAGCAUGGGUUGCCAAUGGAAGAUUGACGUCGUAUUGGGAAUAUGAUUUGAGCUCCUGGGAUAUCGCUGCGGGUGCCUUACUGGUCCAAGAGGCUGGUGGAAAGUUCACUGACCUGGAGGGCCGUGAUUUUACAUUGCGUACACGUAAGAUCUGCGCAAGCAACGGUGCUGUCCAUGACGAAGUACUCCGCGUCUUGCGUGAGGAUGCCGGAAUAGUUUAGUAAGGUCCUCCGAUCUAUUGUACAUGGAUAUAUCACGCAAACUAAUUGUAAAACGAGAAAGGAAUAGAACUAAAGCUAAAUCAAUCAUCUUCCUCUUC